Messenger RNA from Arvicola amphibius (Eurasian water vole), 3177 nucleotides. RefSeq names its product ADAM metallopeptidase with thrombospondin type 1 motif 5 (gene Adamts5). The record is from RefSeq and is a predicted model, not a curated record. Gene Ontology annotation, biological process: extracellular matrix organization; proteolysis. Gene Ontology annotation, molecular function: zinc ion binding; metalloendopeptidase activity. Bases 1 to 2793 code for a protein of 930 amino acids. The transcript has 8 exons. NCBI's taxonomy places the organism in Eukaryota, Metazoa, Chordata, Mammalia, Rodentia, Cricetidae.
AUGCGGCUCGAGUGGGCGUCCCUGCUGCUGCUGCUGCUGCUGUGCGCCUCCUGCCUGUCCCUGACCGCUGACAGCCCCACCACGGCACCUGCCCAGGAUAAAACAAGGCAGCCUUGGGCUGCGGCAGCGGCAGCCCAGUCGAGCCAGCCGCAGGGGGAGGAGACGCAGGAGCUGGACCAUCUGAACCUGCUGGCCAGGCAGCGCAGGAGCAGCGGGCUGGUGCAGAAUAUAGACCAACUCUACUCUGGAGGUGGCAAGGUGGGCUACUUUGUGUAUGUGGGCGGCCGGAGGUUCCUGCUGGAUCUGGAGAGGGAUGACUCAGUGGUCACCACUGGUGGCAUCCUUACCGCAGGAGGCGGACUGCGUGCAUCAUCUAGCCACCGGGGUCACUGCUUCUACCGGGGCACCGUGGAUGGCAGCCCUAGAUCCCUAGCUGUCUUUGACCUCUGCGGGGGUCUCGAUGGCUUCUUCGCGGUCAAGCACGCGCGCUACACUCUGAAGCCGCUCCUGCGUUCCUGGGCAGAGGCGGAGGCCAGACGAGUGUACGGGGAUGGGUCUUCACGCGUCCUGCACAUCUACACCCGAGAGGGCUUCAGCUUCGAAGCCCUGCCACCACGCGCCAGCUGUGAGACUCCCGCGUCCCCACUUAGGCCUCAAGAGCGCCCCUCGGUGCACAGUAGUUCUAGGCGACGCACAGCUCUGGCCCCGCAGCUCCUAGACCAGUCAACUUUCUCACCCGCUGAGGAUGCAGUUCCUCAGACUUGGUGGAGGCGGAGGCGCCGUUCCAUCUCUAGGGCCCGCCAGGUGGAGCUCCUUUUGGUGGCUGACUCCUCCAUGGCGAGGAUGUAUGGCCGGGGCCUGCAACAUUACCUGCUGACCCUAGCUUCCAUCGCCAACCGGCUGUACAGUCAUGCUAGCAUCGAGAACCACAUCCGCCUGGCCGUGGUGAAGGUGGUGGUGCUGGCCGACAAGGACAAGAGUCUGGAGGUGAGCAAGAAUGCGGCCACGACCCUCAAGAACUUUUGCAAGUGGCAGCACCAGCACAAUCAGCUAGGCGAUGACCAUGAGGAGCACUACGACGCAGCUAUCCUGUUCACCCGAGAGGAUUUAUGUGGGCAUCAUUCAUGUGACACCCUGGGAAUGGCAGACGUUGGGACCAUAUGUUCUCCGGAGCGCAGCUGUGCUGUGAUUGAAGAUGACGGCCUCCAUGCAGCUUUCACGGUGGCUCAUGAAAUUGGACAUUUACUUGGCCUCUCCCAUGAUGAUUCCAAAUUCUGUGAAGAGAAUUUUGGUUCCACAGAGGACAAGCGUUUAAUGUCUUCAAUCCUCACCAGCAUUGAUGCAUCCAAGCCUUGGUCUAAAUGCACUUCAGCCACCAUUACAGAAUUCCUGGAUGAUGGUCAUGGUAACUGCUUGCUCGAUCUACCACGGAAGCAGAUUCUGGGUCCUGAGGAACUCCCAGGACAGACCUAUGAUGCCACCCAGCAAUGCAACUUGACAUUUGGGCCUGAAUAUUCUGUGUGCCCUGGCAUGGAUGUCUGUGCCCGGCUGUGGUGUGCUGUGGUGCGCCAAGGCCAAAUGGUGUGCCUGACCAAGAAGCUGCCUGCAGUGGAGGGGACGCCCUGUGGGAAGGGCAGAAUCUGCCUGCAGGGCAAAUGUGUGGACAAAACUAAGAAAAAAUAUUACUCAACAUCCAGCCAUGGAAACUGGGGAUCUUGGGGUCCCUGGGGCCAGUGUUCUCGCUCAUGUGGGGGAGGAGUACAGUUUGCCUACCGCCAUUGCAACAACCCUGCACCUCGAAACAGUGGCCGCUACUGCACAGGAAAGAGGGCCAUAUACCGCUCUUGCAAUGUCACACCCUGCCCACCUAACGGUAAAUCUUUUCGUCAUGAACAGUGUGCGGCCAAGAACGGCCACCAGUCUGACGCAAAGGGACUCAAAACAUUCGUGGAGUGGGUUCCCAAGUAUGCUGGUGUCCUGCCAGGAGAUGUGUGCAAACUCACCUGCAGAGCCAAGGGCACUGGCUACUAUGUGGUCUUUUCUCCAAAGGUCACAGAUGGGACUGAAUGUCGGCCAUACAGCAAUUCUGUGUGUGUCCGAGGAAGGUGCGUAAGAACUGGUUGUGAUGGCAUCAUUGGCUCAAAGCUGCAGUAUGACAAGUGCGGAGUGUGUGGAGGAGACAACUCCAGUUGUACAAAGGUUAUCGGAACCUUCAAUAAAAAAAGUAAGGGUUACACAGAUGUUGUGAGGAUCCCUGAAGGAGCAACUCACAUAAAAGUCAGACAAUUCAAAGCCAAAGACCAGACUAGAUUCACUGCUUAUUUAGCCCUAAAGAAGAAAAAUGGCGAGUACCUUAUCAAUGGCAAGUACAUGAUUUCCACUUCAGAGACUAUCAUUGACAUCAACGGUACAGUCAUGAACUACAGUGGGUGGAGCCAGCGAGAUGAUUUUUUGCAUGGGAUGGGCUAUUCAGCCACAAAAGAAAUUCUGAUUGUACAGAUUCUUGCAACAGACCCAACUAAAGCAUUAGAUGUCCGUUACAGUUUUUUUGUUCCUAAGAAGUCCACUCAAAAAGCAAACUCUGUCAUUAGCCAUGGUAGUAACAAAGUGGGGUCACACACUCCACAGCUGCAGUGGGUGACAGGCCCAUGGCUGGCCUGCUCUAGGACCUGUGACACAGGCUGGCACACCAGGACGGUGCAGUGCCAGGAUGGAAACCGGAAAUUAGCAAAGGGAUGCCUUCUCUCUCAGAGGCCCUCUGCAUUUAAGCAAUGUUUGCUGAAGAAAUGUUAGCCUGUGGUUUGUUCUCAUGCACAAAGAUAACUGGAGGAUCAUCGUAGAUAUACUUGUGUUUGAAGACAAGGCCUGCCCAAGGCAUAGAAAGAAGUGUCUCAGAGUCAUUUUCACCAGGAGUCGAAUUAUGGGCAGAAUCUGCUCUCUGCGACCAAAACAUGUACACUACUUCAUGUCAUGGAUACAGAAAACGUGGGAGGUAUGGAACAUCCCUGGGCCUAUGCAAAGGAGACACACCAUGAUGAAUGUAGAACCGAGGACAGUCGAAGAUGACAGAGAAGUUUUGUCACCUACCUCUUAUAGAAUGUCUUCAGAGGCAUCGUGAUCAUGUUCAGUCAUGAUACACAGCUUACUUUUACUGUUUGUAAAUGCAUCACCCUUGGA